Molecule: messenger RNA, 168 nt
Organism: Lottia gigantea (owl limpet)
Lineage: Eukaryota; Metazoa; Mollusca; Gastropoda; Lottiidae
Exons: 1
Source: RefSeq, a predicted model, not a curated record
AUGUGUACAUCACUCUAUUUAAAUGUGUACAUGCGUACAUCGCUCUAUUUAAAUGUGUACAUGUGUACACCGCUCUAUUUAAAUAUGUACAUCGCUCUAUUUAAAUGUGAACAUGUGUACAUCGCUCUAUUUAAAUGUGUACAUGUGUACAUCACUCUAUGUAAAUGU